GGCUCUCAACAUAAAAAUAAGAAGGAAAAUAUCCGACAGGUUCAUGGGUAUGGAGCCUCGAUUCAGAACACUAAUAAUUCAAACUCAAGAGUUGAAAAAACUACCGGGCUGAAACUUGUUGUGAGAUCUUCAGAUAACAAUUUAAAAUCAGCCGACUCUAUACAAAUUUCUUUUGAACAGAACGACAAAAAAACCUCAACGGAUGAAAGCAUGAAUUCAUCGCUGUCAAGCAAGAAUGAAGUUAACUUAUCAGGAGAUGAAACUGUGAUUUCUCUAUCAGAGACUGAUAAUAAACCAAAAGGGAGGCUUUGGAAUAAUAUCAUGGCUCCUCAUAAUCAAUCUAACGAUGAUAAGGAUGCGAGUAGCGGUGAAGAAUGUGAUAUUGAGCUUCCUCCAAGAAAGUCCAAGGCCGCUUUCAAGGAGCCUGAACAAAAAUCAAAAAUACUAUUAAUGUUUAACAAGAGCCUCGAGACAAGUUCAUCAGUGGAUUGUUCAACUGAUCCUGCUGCUCGUGCGUGCUUUAAAGGUGCUGAAGAUCGUGUUACGGAGAGAAAUGCAUCUGGACACACACAUCUGUCAAAAAACACAGUACCCGACUCAUCUUUCUCUGAGCGUGUGAGGUUGGCAGCUUCAACGUUGAGGACGAUUACGACACCUGCCAAAGUCUCAAUGCUCACCUCUCUCCACAGUUUUUCAAAUGCAAAAAAUGUAUCAAGAAAUAUCCAUGCACCUACGCAGAAUGUCUUUGAUGCCUCGAACCCGUCAAAGGGAGAAAAAACAAAAUAGUAAGUAAGUAAACAGUAAAUAGGAAUAACAAAUUGAAUUGCUGAUUUAACAAUUAAAGUGUUACAAAAUA
Molecule: messenger RNA, 856 nt
Organism: Bemisia tabaci
Lineage: Eukaryota; Metazoa; Arthropoda; Insecta; Hemiptera; Aleyrodidae
Source: RefSeq, a predicted model, not a curated record